Colletotrichum gloeosporioides is the source of this 1848-nucleotide messenger RNA. RefSeq lists its product as uncharacterized. The coding region runs from base 1 to 1848 and encodes 615 amino acids. The record is from RefSeq and is a predicted model, not a curated record. The transcript has a single exon. NCBI's taxonomy places the organism in Eukaryota, Fungi, Ascomycota, Sordariomycetes, Glomerellales, Glomerellaceae.
AUGCCUGCAACGUACGAUGUACCCCUUGACGGGAAGAACAAGCAAAUAAGGCUGCUUGAGCUUCAGCCAGCAACAAGUCAGGAUACGCCGAUAAAAUGUGUUCCGAAUAUUGUGUCGCUCGUGGAUAAGCCCGUUUACACCGCAUUGUCCUACACCUGGGGAGAUCCUGCCGACAAGUGCGCAAUCACCUUCGAUGGCGACGAUAACUUCCGCAUUCCCAAAAGUCUUGAUGGGCUUCUUCGCCAGAUACGGUCCAGCGACUCCGCCAAAGCUAUCUGGGCAGACGCCAUCUCUAUCAACCAAGCCCCCAACGCACCAGAGAAGAAUGGUCAGGUUGCAUUGAUGGACAAAAUCUACUCUCAAGCCACCGAGACUUUCAUCUGGCUCGGGGGAGCAGCAGAUGACAGCGACCUGGCAAUGAGCGCCAUUCACAGACUACACAUCGAUGACGUCUGGAAUAUCACUGCCAACACAUUCAGCGAGCAGGAGCUGGUUGCCAUCGUCGCAUUGCAAGCUCGAGGGUGGUGGUCUCGCACAUGGGUCAUCCAAGAGAUAUUGCUCUCGCCGAAUCCGGUCAUUCUCUGUGGUUCGAAGACAGCAUCAGUUGAAGCCUUCGUUCACCUUGACGAUGUGAGGCGCGGAUACCAUCGCCCAAGCCGCAAGUACAUCGACAAUGCAGAACAGCCUUCCCGGUUUGAACUUACUCAAAACAAAUUUUCGGUAAUCUUGACAGACUAUCCAGAGGACAAGGAACUCAUCAAAGCGGGCCAAUCAAACUUGAGUACAUGGUCCAAAGUGGCUGACUACUUCUACGCUACGGACCCCCGCGACAAGAUUUAUGGGCUUCUUGGUAUUGGGAAGCAACAGGAGAGGUCAGACCUGUUACCAAUACUGCCAGACUACAGCGAGAGCGUAACUGUAGCAGACGUCUAUGCUCGUGCAACGGCUCGCUUCAUUUUGGAAUGGCAGUAUCUGCUGCCCCUCCAGUUCAACGUGGAUGAUGUUGACCCGGACCUCCAUCUUCCCUCGUGGUGCCCAGACUACUCCAACCGCCCGGACAGGGAGAAGACAGCGUAUAGAGGUUUUUGGCUCGGGCCAACUACCCCAAGAGGAUUCUUCGCCAGCGGGCUCGAUGUGAAAAUUUCCGAUGGUGUGGAAAAGAUGUUCCCGCAGUCUACAUCGUCAGACAGACAUAGGAAGGUAAUCCAUCUUACUGGAUGGAUAAUUGAUACCGUGGUGUACGCAAGCGAGAACCCGUAUCUACCGCAAUACUCAGGCAGCAAUGGGGGGGAAAGAGCACGGAACGUCAGGCAAAGAGCAGAACAGACGCGGGUCAAUGUUCUGAAAUGGGAAGAGGAGGCAAGGCGGCGGUUGUCGACUCAAAGCCCGUAUCAGCCAAAGAGUGUGGACGAUGUGUUUUGGCGCACCCUCAUGGCUGACCGAGAUUUCAGUUGGGAUCUGGUCCCAGACUCUUAUAAGCAAUACUUUGAUAUCUGGCUGGGGCGUAGCCUUCUACCGCCACUUUUGCCAAGCCAUGGAGAUCCGGAAACCGAGGACGAACUGGAAGAGAGGAGACGGAUCCAUGUCAAACCUUUCACCGACUCAGCCAUCACACGCACUCAUGCCAGGUCCUUCAUAAUCACGGCCAGUGGAUACAUGGGCCUUGCAUCUAAGAAGACUCUUGUGGGGGAUACUGUGGUGGUGUGUAAAGGUAGCUGUGUGCCGUUUGUGCUACGGUCUCACAAGGAUGUGGAGGAGUGGACCUUUUUGGGCGAGAGCUUCAUCAUGGGCAUCAUGGAAGGUCAAAGUGUUGCGAACCAUCAGCACGCAUCGUUUGUGAUUGUGUGA